Messenger RNA from Prorocentrum cordatum, 1104 nucleotides. The record is from the annotation of a GenBank genome assembly. Lineage: Eukaryota; Dinophyceae; Prorocentrales; Prorocentraceae.
AUGGGCCCCGCGGGCGGUGGCGCCUGGGAGCCGCUCGCCCAGCCGCGCGGCGGGCUCCCGGCGGGCACCCCGCGGGCUGCGGCGCUGGUCGCCGCGGCCGCGCUGGGCGCGCUGGCCCUGCGGGCGGCGCGCGGGGGCCCCGGGGCCGCCGCUGUCGCCGCGCCGCGGGGCGCGGCGGAGUACCUUGGCCUCCGGGAGUCCGGGCAGGAGGUGUCGGAGGAGAAGGGCACCCAGGCCCGCACGCACCUCCGCAGCGGUGGUGGCCAGGGCGCGGUGUGCAGGCGAACCGAGGCCCAGAAUCGAUCGGAGUCGGGGCUCAUGUGCUUCCUGGUCAUGCAGUCGAGCACGGACGAGCUCUCGCUUGUCCAGAACCAGCUCAGGACGGGCGCUGGCAUCUUUGCCUGCGACGCUUUCGUCGUCUUCAGUGACGAGAUCAUGCAGAUCGGGGAGUAUGGCAUACUUCCGACCGCGCUUAUGACCACCGUCAUUCCCGGGAUCAGCCUUCAAGCUCCCGCUGGGACGUUGUCGCACAUCAUCAACUCCAGAAUCUUCCUGCACGCCUGGCAGCUCCUGUCCGAGGAGGUGUGCUUCAACGAGACGGACUGGUUCGUGAAGGUUGACCCGGAUACGGUGUUCAUGCCGCGGCGCCUCAGGCCCCGGCUUCCCAAAGGCUGGGGCUCCAGCGAGCCAGCGGGCAUCUACAUGCGCAACUGCGAGGUGGCAGCCCCGACCGACCUGGGCUUCUACGGCGCCGUGGAGGUGCUUUCGCGCAGGGCGGUGCUCGCCAUGCUGGCUGGCCUGGACGAGUGCAAGGCAAACUUGGGGGUGAACGGUCUCAACUACCUCGCGUUCGGCGAGGACCUGUUCACUCAGAUGUGCCUGGACCACGUCGGCGCAGCUCGGAGGUACGACCCCGGGCUCCUGUCCGACGCUUUCUGCAGCUCGCGCCCCUCGGCGGACUGCUCGAGUGGCGCGGUGGCGCUGCACCCCUUCAAGACCGUGGACCAGCAGGUGGACUGCAUCCAUCAGGCGGCCCUUGCGGAGUCUGCGCCUCCACCGCCGUGGGUCGCCGAAGGGCCCGAUUCCCGUGGGCUGGGAGCAUAG